Klebsormidium nitens is the source of this 3370-nucleotide messenger RNA. The record is from the annotation of a GenBank genome assembly. NCBI's taxonomy places the organism in Eukaryota, Viridiplantae, Streptophyta, Klebsormidiophyceae, Klebsormidiales, Klebsormidiaceae.
GUGGCAGUCAUCCUUGAGAAUGCCCGAGCUGCUAUCUCCACCGACUGGCAGCAUCUCAUUUCUCCCUUGCGCCUAGUGGUGAGGAUUCAGCAUCCAUUGAUCAGAUCGCUUGCGGGCGUCGGCGCUGCAGCAAGGGCCAGGAGGGACCGAAGAUAAAAUCUUACUGUUCCAGAAAGCAAGGCCGCUGCGCAUUUGAGGACAAUCUCCGUGGCCAGAGAACGGAAGGUCGGAUUGGAGGACAGGAUAUUGAAGGGGCGGUGCAUUUGUACGAGCUGUUUGUCAGUCAGCACUUUCUUGCCACUUAAGCCAACAUAAGCGGAGUAGGAAAGUGAGAAGUGAGAAAAAUGGAGAUCAACCAGGAGCAGCGCCUCACCUACAAGCGGCAGUUCAUUGACUUCUUGGAUGAUGAAAGAGCGCAAUCGAAGUACAAGGAGAAGAUCGACCUUAUGAUCACCAACAACAGCACUCGGUUGCUGAUCGACGUGCAUGACCUCCGUAGCCACAACAUCGAUCUUACCAGGAGGCUGCUGCAGCACCCCAGCGACUACAUCCAGCCCCUGGAGGAGGCGCUCGCUGACAUCAUCGACAAGCGCAAUUGGGACCCCAAGACGGAUGGGAAGCAUAUCCAAGCAGUGCAAGAUGCGGGCGGGUCAUGGCAUAUCGGAUUCGAGGGGCCGUUUGGCAGCUAUCAUGUGACACCGCGCAACUUGCUGAGCAACCUGCUGGGGUCAAUGGUCAAGGUGGAGGGCAUUGUGACCAAAUGCUCGCUGGUGCGGCCUAAGGUGGUGAAGAGCGCGCACUACUGCCCGGCCACAAAGGACUUUGUGUUCCGCGAGUACCGCGACGUCACCUCCAGCAGCGGGAUGCCCACUGGGGCCACGUACCCCACCAGGGAUGACGCCGGAAAUCUGCUCGAGACUGAGUUUGGCCUUUGCAAGUACAAGGACCACCAGACUGUGUCCAUUCAGGAGAUGCCUGAGAACUCGCCCCCAGGGCAGAUCCCCCGCUCGAUUGACGUGAUCGUGGAGGAUGACUUGGUGGAUCAGUGCAAGCCUGGGGACCGGAUCCAGAUUAUUGGAGCGUACAAGGCGAUUCCGGUCAGCGGGAAGGGCAACAUGAGCGGGGUGUUCAGGACGGUAGUGAUUGGCAACAAUCUGGUGCACCUCCGGCGCGCGAUGACCAUGGCGGAGACGACCAAGGAGGACCGGGACGACUUCAAAAAGCUCGUAACGCGGCCGGAUCUGUUUCAGCUGCUGGGCGAGUCACUGGCGCCGUCCAUCUGCGGCCACGACUGGAUCAAGAAAGCGGCCGUAUUGUUGCUCGUGGGGGGCAUGGAAAAAAACCUCGACAACGGGGCGCACAUCAGGGGUGACAUCAACAUGAUGAUGGUGGGGGAUCCCUCCGUCGCCAAGUCGCAGCUGCUGCGCGCCAUCAUGAACAUCGCGCCGCUCGCCAUUUCGACCACGGGACGCGGCUCCUCGGGCGUCGGUCUCACGGCCGCCGUAACCACAGACUCAGAAACCGGCGAACGACGCCUCGAGGCGGGAGCCAUGGUGUUGGCGGACCGCGGCAUCGUGUGCAUCGACGAGUUCGACAAGAUGAACGAGAUCGACCGCGUGGCGAUCCACGAAGUCAUGGAGCAGCAGACGGUGACCAUCGCCAAGGCGGGCAUCCACACCUCGCUGAAUGCGCGGUGCUCCGUGGUUGCCGCCGCAAACCCCAUCUACGGAACGUACGACCACAACCUGAGUCCGACCAAGAACAUCGGGCUGCCCGACUCGCUGCUCUCGCGUUUCGACCUGCUGUUCAUCGUGCUGGACACAAUGGACCCCGCCAUCGACCGCCGCAUCAGCGACCACGUGCUGCGCAUGCACCGCUACAAGAACCCCACCGACGACGGAGAGGCGACCCCCGCGCGCGGCCCGCUGCGCCACGUGGAGGACAGCGACGAGGAGGAGGAGGCCAAGGUGGACAACACGAUCUUCGUCAAGUACGACCGGCUGCUGCACGGCGACAAGCGGACACGUGGCGCCACGCGGGAGCUCCUGAACGUGCGCUUCCUCAAGAAGUACAUCGGCUACGCCAAGGAGCGCUGGACGCCCACGCUGACGGACGAGGCGGCGCAGAAGAUCUCCGAGAAGUAUUCCGACAUGCGGCAGAACGCAGCGGACCCAGCAAGCGGGACCGCGGCGCGCCAGACGCUGCCCAUCACCGCGCGCACGCUCGAGACGAUGAUCCGGCUGUCCACCGCGCACGCCAAGCUGAAGCAGCAGAACACCGUGACGUCAGCGGACGUGGACGCGGCUCUGGAGGUGCUCGAGUUCGCGAUCCACCACAAGGAGCAGGAGAAGAAGGACGACGGUGCGGAGAAGAAGAAGAAACGCGCGUCGGAGGGCGGGGCGGGCGGGAACGAGGGGGGCGACUCCCCUGGGGGAAAUGGGCGGCGCAAGACUCGCCGCACGGGCACCGCGGACUCCCCGCAGGGGGCUCCCGCGGCAGCGGAAGCGACCCCCCUGAACGCGCCGAUCCCGCCGAGGCGCUCCCCCUCCUUGGCGCAGACAGAGACGCCAGCCGUACCGUCAGCGGAGCAAGAAGGAGUGGACGGACACGUGGAGGAAGGAGAAGAGGAGGACGAGGGGCUCCGCGCAAACGUCGCCCCCCGCUCCCCGGGCGCUGUUCUCGAGGAGGCGGAGCCGGCCGCGGCCCCGGCGCAGGAGGGCGCUGACGUGGUGGACCUGGAGAUGGACAGCGCAGAGGUUGCGGUGCUGGAGCAGGGCAUCAUGAAGAUUUACUAUGACAACCACUUCAGCUCGCUCCCGUGGGAGGACCUCCUGCAGCGCGUCAACGAGCCGCGCAGCGACCACGUCUCCAUGCAGCAGCUGCGCACCGUCUGCCUGGGCCUUCAAGAGAAGAACGUGGGUAUGGUUACCCACGAAGUCUUCUUCAAGUUGUAGAAAGCACCGGCCGAUGUGCCACACCAUAGCGCAAACGUUGUAGAAGUGUUGUUGUUGUUGACGACCCUUUUCGGCCUGGAGGCGGCCUGUACUCGUCAGGAUCUUAAGCCACACGUAAGCAGCAAAGAGUAACCAACGUUCGUUUAAAAUCCUAGAACGCUCAAAGCAUACACUGAAGUUGCUUCAAUGCUAACGUGGCAUGCUACUAAACCGCGACAUGCUGGUCAGUUUAGCUGUAACAACCACGGGCCAGGCGCAACAUGUAGCCUAUCCUUGCCUUGGUCGGAUCGUGAACGUGUCCACCGCACCGGGCAUCUUUCGUUAUAGUUCAGUGCCUGAACAGAAUGUGCCUCUAUUACGGCGCAACCCAAGUUGAACGUUGUGCAUUGCUUUCAACGUCCGAAAUGCGUAUGGUC